CGAAUCCGUCUGUGGCUGACUUCACGCUGGUGUAAAUCUUCUGGGCCCGGAUUUUUCGUGUGUGGAAACGUGGAAAUUUCUGUCGCGAUGCAAGUACCUGCAGUUUUUAUGGAUUUACCCCCUGAGGAUCAGGCCCAGGAAUUGAGGAUUUACUUUAAGAGCUUGGGAGCUGAAAUAAGUGACGAAAAAUCACCCCGUGGAAUCGAGGAUGACCUGCACAAAAUCAUAGGCGUCUGUGAUGCCUGUUUCAAAGAAGGAAAUGAGAUUGAAAUCGAAAAUAUUCUUAAUGACAUCGUGUCGAUCCUCAUCCACAUUCCUGUUGAGAGAGCUGAAAACUUGAUUCUGGCAUUCUGCGAGAAACUGAAGAAAGCUCCUGGACAAAAACUAGGUCUUGUCUGUCUCAAAGCCCUUUGGCUUCUCUUCCAAUCUCUCGAGGAAAAAUCACCCAUGAGAUAUCACGUUUACUACAAUCUUGUUCAAGUUGCCAGGAAUGUUGAUCAAGUGAAAGCUGUUUACGGUGGAGUUGAGCAGUUGAAAGACCAAUUUAAGGCUUUUCCACCAAAUAAUGAACAAAUGCAGAAACUUUUACGUUUGCUGCAUGAAAUUUUACUGAGUUGCAAGCAAGGAGAUCAGGCAGCAGCAGUGAUGGUCGAACUCUUGGGUACGUACACCGCUGAGACAGCAUCUGAAGCACGCGAAGACGCGAUGCAUUGCAUUCAAGCAGCUCUAGCUGAUCCAAAUACUUUCCUCUUGGAUCCACUUCUUGCUCUUAAGCCAGUUAGAUUUCUCGAAGGGGAGCUCAUCCAUGAUCUACUGCUCAUCUUCGUUCAAGAAAAAUUGCCAUCUUAUAUCCAGUUUUACAGUAAUCAUAAGGAGUUCGUGGAACACACUGUCGGUCUGAACCACGACCAGAACAUGAAAAAGAUGAGGCUGCUGACGUUCAUGCAGCUGGCGGAGACAAAUCCCGAAAUGUCCUUUGACACAAUUCAGAGCGAGCUGCAGCUUGAGGAGGACAACGUCGAGAGCUUCAUAAUCGAUGUCCUCAAGACUAAACUCGUUCGUGCACGUAUGGAUCAGGCAGGUCGCAAAGUCCUCAUUUCCUCGACGAUGCACCGAACAUUUGGAAAACCCCAGUGGGUGCAAUUGAGGGAUCUCCUCGUAGCCUGGAAGACGAACUUGUCAUCAGUUCAAGACGGAAUGAAGUCAGUGGCAUCGGCGCAAAUGGAAUUGGCCGCGAAAACGAAAGCCCCAUUAGCUCACUGUUAAUAUUUCGAAUUUGCCAGCCAUUUUUAAAGCUGAAGGAAGCAGUUGUGACAUUCCAAUGUUCAAUGUCACCGGACUUAUUUAAUAAUCAUUAAACAAAAUUAAGCAUCAUCCGCACAGUCCGAUCGAUCGGUAUAAUCGAAAUGAAUAAUUAGAAAUUGAUAGGAAAUCAAUUGUUUGUACGAACCCUCGUCGAUUUCAGUGAAAAAAAUAAUAAAGUCAACUGAUAAGCUGUGAAUUGUAAAACAAAACGUGAAAAUAAAGUAUUCAGCAUUUGAUAACAGAAAA
This is a messenger RNA of Diachasmimorpha longicaudata, 1551 nucleotides long. RefSeq names its product eukaryotic translation initiation factor 3 subunit M (gene eIF3m). The record is from RefSeq and is a predicted model, not a curated record. The transcript is spliced from 5 exons. Gene Ontology annotation, biological process: cytoplasmic translational initiation. Lineage: Eukaryota; Metazoa; Arthropoda; Insecta; Hymenoptera; Braconidae. Gene Ontology annotation, molecular function: translation initiation factor activity. Gene Ontology annotation, cellular component: cytoplasm; eukaryotic translation initiation factor 3 complex. Bases 88 to 1266 code for a protein of 392 amino acids.